UCGAGUACAUAAAAUACCUGGGUUUGAGGGUUAUAUACUCUGCUGGAAAGGUUGUCGAAGAAUAUACACCAUGUCUGCCUCCGUGCUUCAAGUUGCUACAUGUGCUAUAUUACUUACAGGGAUUUGGGGACUACCAUUUGUCUCCGAGGAAGAAGCCAAUGAGUUCUUACGACUUAGGAGACAAGCACCUUUUUCAGGCUAUUGGGAUCCAGCUAGCCCCCAGAAUGGCUGGGGUAUGACCGUGGCAGAACAGGCCAGCGAAUACUGGACAUCGCUGAGGACGUCAGCACAGUACUACAUGGAUUUGGGAUCUGUCGCAUUUGGUACCGAUACAGCCAGGGACCACAUUAACUCUUACAUGGAUCUGUUAAGGGAAUCGGGAGCGCAUCUUCAGCAGCAGAAACGUAAACGCCACGUUAUUACACCUGAACCAAUCACUGACCCUUAUUGUGCAUAAAGUCCAUUGCUUAUGCCAACUUGACUGUCAACACCUCAGAUGAACUGUACUAUCCAAUGGAAAUUCUUUUCACAGGGACCAAAUUAACUCUCAUAUGGAUGUGUUGUGGCAAUUGGGAGCAAAUCUUCAGCAGAGGAGAAGUAAACGCCACAUUGUUAUAGUGGAACCAGACAUUGAUCCGAUUCCUCCAUUCAGAGUUUAGUGCACUGCUUAUGUCAACUUGACUCUAAACUGUAAGAUCAACACCUCAGACAAAUUGUACUAUCUAAUGGAUAUUCGGCAUCCUUUGAGUCAACAGAAACCUCUUCAGAAAGACUUGGAUUAAAACAGGCAUAGGCAAACUCGGUCCUCCAUAUGUUUUUGGCCUACAACUCCCAUGAUCCCUAACUAGCAGGACCAGUGGUCAGGGAUGAUGGGAAUUGUAGUCCCAAAGCAUCUGGAGGGCCGAGUUUGCCUAUGCCUGGAUUAAAAUAACAAGAGCAGAAUCCAUCAGGAAGCCAUCCAUCUUUCUCAGACAUAUAGGAGGUGCCCAAGAGGUGCCUAUUCAUCUCUUGUACAGCUCUUGUUUGCCUCAGGCUGUAGGUCUAGAGCUGCUAAACCCUAUUGUAUCCCACACAUCCAACAGAAUAUAAAAGAACACAACAGAACAUCAAACAUUAAAAGCUUCCUGAUACAGGGUUGCCUUCAGAUGUCUACGGAAUAUCACAUAAUUGUUUAUCGCUUUGACAUCUGACAGGAGCCCGUUCCAAAAGGUGGGCACCACUACCAAGAAGGUCCUCUUCCUGGUUUCCUGUAACUUCAGUUCCCUCAAUGAGGGAACCACCAGAAGGCCCUUGGAGCUGGACCUCAGUGUCCAGGCUGAACGAUGGUGGUGCAGAUGCUCCUUCAGGUAUACUGGGCUGAGGCCAUUUAGGACUUUAAAGGUCAGCACCAACUCUUUGAAUUGAGCUCGGAAAUGUACUGGGAGUCAAUGUAGGUAUUUUAGGACUGGUGUUAAAUGAUCCCAUUCUUGUAUCUUCAGGAAGUGUUGGUUAUUCUUACCAUCUCUCUGCCAUCUCUUCCUACCCGCAAUCACCACUUUUGUAUUGCUUCCUUCUUUUGUUUGCCUUGUCCUUCCUUCUUCCUGUAUUUACUAUUCCAGCUUCCAUGUCAAAUAUUCAGACAGCAGUUCUGAAACAUUUCCCCUAAAUAACCUACUUGAGAGUUGCUGUUAAUUUCAAUGGACCACUAAUAAACUUUGUUCUAAAAAAUCAAA
Messenger RNA from Podarcis raffonei (Aeolian wall lizard), 1712 nucleotides. It is a transcript of the gene C4H3orf85, whose product is annotated as chromosome 4 C3orf85 homolog. The transcript is spliced from 4 exons. The record is from RefSeq and is a predicted model, not a curated record. NCBI's taxonomy places the organism in Eukaryota, Metazoa, Chordata, Lepidosauria, Squamata, Lacertidae. Bases 71 to 457 code for a protein of 128 amino acids.